Molecule: messenger RNA, 4431 nt
Organism: Volvox carteri f. nagariensis
Lineage: Eukaryota; Viridiplantae; Chlorophyta; Chlorophyceae; Chlamydomonadales; Volvocaceae
Exons: 21
Coding region: 1-4431 (1476 amino acids)
Biological process (GO): proteolysis; regulation of growth
Molecular function (GO): serine-type endopeptidase activity
Source: RefSeq, a predicted model, not a curated record
AUGAAAGCUCGGACCAUCCUAUGUACGAUACUGAUGAUGGCCAUGGUGGGCGCCGUACGGACGCAACAAAUGCCGCACCAAGUCGAGACCGCAUCCAGCCAGGCGGGGGUUGUGGCCCCAGACGCGGCAGCAGCGGCGGCAGCCAAUCCCUCAGCUGUCGGCGCCGUCCCCACGGCCGUUAACUUCGCCACAGCCGCCGCUCCCGCUGCCGCCGCGGCGGGUAUCCCGACGGCACCGGCGCCCGCGAGCUGCCUGUCGUACUGCAAGCUUGAUUCAACGGUAGUGCCGUCGUCAGCGACGGCGCCGGUGGUGUCCACCCUUGUCGUUCCGGAUACCUUCCCGGUCGGCUCGGUUGCCGUAGCGGACAUCUCCCUGGAGCAUAGUCGAGUGGGGGCGCUGAAGAUUUCCUUGGUGGCUUUGCCGCUCGUUGCCUCUCCAGCUUCCCCUCCUCUGGUCAGUGCCGUACUCAAGGACGUACGGUCGGGGUCUUCGGGUGCCAACCUGGUGGGAACCGGCUUCACAGAUGACGGCUCCGCCGCCCCCUUCCCCUCGGACGCCUCCUCCGCCCCCUUCACGGGCACUUGGCGAUCAGCCGAGUCCAUGUCGGCGGCCUUCGCUUCGCUGCCCUCCGCCGCCGGGUCCUGGUCGCUGAGGGUGGCGGACCUGGGGCAGGGCAGGGCCAACCGUACCAUCCAGCUGACCAAGUGGACCCUGGUGCUGUGCCCCGCUAACGCCGUGAACGGGAGCAAGACGAGUGAGGCAGGGGGCCCGGCGGCGGCGGCGGCGGUACAGCAGGCAAAUUACCAGCAGCAGCAGAACGGAGCAGCCGCCGAAGCCGCCGCGGCGGCGGGAGCGCUGACAGCGCCGGCCAUUUCAAGCUGUCAGUCGUACACGUCGAUAAACUCAACGGUGGUACCAACAUCCGCGGGGCCGCAGGCGUUCACUUGGACCAUAGCCGAAUCGGCGCACUCAAGUGCCGUACUCAAGGACGUACGGUCGGGGUCUUCGGGUGCCAACCUGGUGGGAACCGGCUUCACAGAUGACGGCUCCGCCGCCCCCUUCCCCUCGGACGCCUCCUCCGCCCCCUUCACGGGCACUUGGCGAUCAGCCGAGUCCAUGUCGGCGGCCUUCGCUUCGCUGCCCUCCGCCGCCGGGUCCUGGUCGCUGAGGGUGGCGGACCUGGGGCCAGGCAGGGCCAACCGUACCAUCCAGCUGACCAAGUGGACCCUGGUGCUGUGCCCCGCUAACGCCGUGAACGGGAGCAAGACGAGUGAGGCAGGGGGCCCGGCGGCGGCGGCGGCGGUACAGCAGGCAAACUACCAGCAGCAGCAGCAGAACGGAGCAGCCGCCCACGCUGCAGCUCCCGGUGGCAGCAGCAGUGAGCUCCGAGCCGCCAUCGUCCCCGAAACCGUCCUCAACGGCAGCAUCGCCGCCACAAACAGCGCCACAAACCCCGCCGCCACAAACCCCGCCGCCACAAACCCCGCCGCCACAAACCCCGCCGCCACAAACGCCGCCGCCACAAACGCCGCCGCCACAAACGCCGCCGCCACAAACGCCGCCGCCGCAGGCGCCGCCGCCACAAACGCCGCCGCCGCAGGCGCCGCCGCCACAAACGCCGCCGCCACAAACGCCGCCGCCACAAACGCCGCCGCCACAAACGCCGCCGCCACAGGCGCCGCCGCCACAAACGCCGCCGCCACAAACGGCGCCGCCACAAACGGCGCCGCCACAAACGGCGCCGCCACAAACGGCGCCGCCACAAACGGCGCCGCCACAAACGGCGCCGCCACAAACGGCGCCGCCAUAAACGGCGCCGCCACAAACGGCGCCGCCACAAACGCCGCCGCCACAAACGCCGCCGCCACAAACGCCGCCGCCACAGGCGGCGCUGCCACAAACGCCGCCGCCACAAGCGGCGCCACCACAAACGCCGCCGCCACAAACGCCGCCGCCACAAACGCCGCCGCCACAAACGCCUCGGACGGCGUUACGACAGUCAUCAUGACGCCAGAAGGUAGCACUGCCGCCGCUGCUCCGUCUACUGGCACCGGCGACGCGGCGAUGAUUAUGGCGGCCGUGCCGAAUAAUGGUGGCGCCACCGGUCCGAUGCGCGGCGGCAGCAAUGGCUUGUUGGAGCAGCUGCUGAAACGCAUCAACAGGGUGGAUAUUCAUAGCUCUGCCGCCAACACCACUGUACCAGCCGACGACGACGCCGACGGUACCAACUCUACCACCGACUCCGCCGCCAGAGCAGCCCUGGAUGAUGAGGAUGUUACGCUCGUCCAACGCUUGCUAAACCGCCUGGCAGAGCUCAACGCCACGUCAACACCACGUACGGCAUCAAGCCGACUCAAUACCACCGGUAGCGGCGGCAGCAAUGGCACGCUGGGCCCCGCGGCAGACGCUGCAGUCAAUGCAACCGCCGCCGCCGCCAACCGCGCCGCCAUGCGGUCAAUGUGGCGGUUGGGCAACACGGCUCUUAACGACUCGGAUGGGCUGGUGUCGAACUUUUUAUCGUCUCUGUCGGAUGUGCUUUAUUCGUUGUCCAACACCACGGUGCCGCCGCCCGCAGUCGAUGGCUCGCAGUCCUCGGCCACCUACCCCCCCUCUGAUCCCCCGGCGGCCUCAGUUCGCUCCAUGGCCCAGUCGGUGCUCCGAACCCUGCUGGACGGUGACCCGCCGCUGCUGGGUACCAUGGCGCAGAGCGGCGCACUGCAGAACGGGUUCAGGUGGGACGACAUUGGUAAGGCCCUCGACAGGAUGACAGGAGCGGCCACGGAGAUGGGCGGCCGGGCCCAGCUGCCCCCUGGCACUGCUCUGCGCGGCUUUUCUGCGGGUCACCUCCCCGGGUUGCAGCAAGGACCAGUAGCCGGCGUUCAGGUGCCGGCGUUCUUGGAGGCGAUGCAGGUCGCCGCCGAGGUCAUGGCCAGCCGUCUCAACGAGGGUGCGGAUCGAGUGGAGACGGCUAUGAAGGCGUUACAAUCGGCCACAAAGAUGGCUUCGAAGCAGUUGGAGGGGCUCUCGUUGCGGAAUGGGUCACCAGCCCCGGCCCUCCUCGGCCCUCUUAGCUCAGCCGCACUAGACGCCAUGAAGAUGACUUCCAAGAACCUGAGGGAUGCCGGUCAGAAUGCCUUCCAGCUGCUGCUCACUGGCACACGCACCAGGCUGGAUGCGCUUGGAGUGGUAUAUCAGCUGCUCACUGGCGCACUGUAUGACACGGGAACGACCAUAAACGAUAUUUGGGUGGCCACGAUAAGUCGCGGGCUCGGCCGGUUACUGAAUGGGCUGAAUGCGAUGUUGGUGAAGGGAGGCCCAGGGGCGAAGCUGAUGCUACAGUCGAAUAGCCGUGGUCUGGAGAUGCUGCAGUCAUCUGUAAAUGAGCUCCGCACCAAAUUGGACUCGGCAGCCUUCCCACCGUCCUCGACUUCAUCGCCGCCGUCGUCAGGCGUGGGGCUCUGGGGGCAGGGGAAGGCAUCCAAGGGCGCCUUUACAGCUGCUGGCGGCGUUGGCGGCAAUGGCGUUGGCAGCGGCAUGGACGACAAGGCUGGGCGGCAGAACCUGCAGCUUCGUCAAGUCAUGGACCAUGUGCAGAACCUGCGUGCCAAGGCUGGUAGCCGUCUGCUGGCAGCCCUGUGCAAGGCGCUGGCUGGCGCGGUGCCGGAUGCAUAUAUGGAGGAGGCGGUAAACAAGAUCUACAGCUUCCAGGGGGUAAUCAAACUUUAUGCCAAGUUUGGCCAGACUCCUGCCAUCUUCAACCGCAUCGAGGAGGCAGCCCGAGCAUUUUGCAAUGCGAACGGGAUGGCGUAUGGCUUCUGGAGCCAGUCUGACCUCCUGGACCAGCUCAACACGGACAGCAACUACGCGGUACACUGCAGAGCGGCGGACAGCGCAGCAGCCAUCAGGGACGAUGCUCUCAUCGCGGGCGUCGACUUCAAUGGCGUCGACGCCCUGGUCAAUGCGCUGUCCACGUUCGCAGCCAAGCACUGCGACGAGUUGGACGCAGCGGCGGAGUUGGAGCGAACGUUCAGCAGGCAGGCGCAGGAGGAGCUGAAGCAGCUGCGCUUGGAGCGUGUGCGGGAGGAAGCGGAACGCGGCCGAACAGCUGGCGUUGUCAUGUCGGCGCUAUAUUUGGGCUUGGGAUGCAUGGAAUGGGGCGACACAGGAGUUAGGAACGAUUUUUCCAAGGGUUUUAGCAAGGGUUCCCUUGGGGUGUUCCUGAUAUGUAACCUAAUGUUUUGGAUUGGGUAUGCGACAUACAGCGGGGGUCUAUGCCCACUCUCACUCAUCGGCAGCCACAGCAAAGCGCCUCCGGGCACCAUGCCCUUAGUGAAGGCGCUGUCACACAGCUUGGCUGGGCCCGGGCAGUCCCCAGCUGGGCCGUACAAGAUUGUUCACAUAGGCCAUGUACAUCCAGGCGCCCUGAUGUAG